GUCCACUCACGAAACUGUAUCGUUUCCGGAGGGUUCAUGCCUUCAGAAAUGCUGGAAUUUGAUAGCUAACCACUGGUAAACAAUAACAAUCAACUUUCAAAGGAGGUUUCGUCAUGCGGAUUUGGUCAGUUUUGUUUACGGUCCAUGCCUCUCGUGUGGACUUUUUUGCAAUCUAGCUAGCCAGCAACUAACAAGUCAACAGACUGGUAUCUUCCAGCUGAUCAAAACAAGGUCAAUUGACGAUGCGGUGAGUCGAGAAUAAACUAUUUUACUAGCAGUUUAUAAACAUUUAGCUAAGCGACAUUAUGACAAAUAGACAACGGUUAUGGCUUUCUGUCAUAUUAGUCAAUUAAGUAGACACGCGAUAAUAGUAGUGUUUACACCUUUACUACUUUUCCGCGUAAUUCCACGCAAUUUGGAUGUUGUUAGAAGACCCCGCCCUCUCUCUGCAAGACGUGGAGAAAGUGCGUUUUCACAACUAGCCCACUUGAAGCCAGAACCAGUCUUAUCCAAUUAUUUAUAUAUAUACACUAGAAGACUGAAUGGGGGCGCUGUGUUGAAGCCAACCUGCGUGCCUCCAUCUUGGCACUUCCUCGCCAUUGUAAAACAUAUUUUGGAAGCUACAGAAAUGCAUUUAUUAAUGUCUACAUUUGUUUUCGCCACGUUUAUUCUAUUACAGACACAUUAAUGCAUAAUUUUAAAUUAUAUUAUGUGAGCUAAACAUAAAUAUUUAAAGAGAUUACUAAUGUUAAUGUCCCCACUACAACAACAACAAAAUACAUAAAUACACUGAACAAAAAUAUAAACGCAACAUGUAAAGUGUUGGUUUCAUAAGCUGAAAUAAAAUAUCCCAGAAAUACACAGGUGCACCUUGUGCUGGGGACAAUCAAAGGCCACUAAAAUGUGCAGUUUUGUCACACAACCCAAUGCCACAGAUGUCUCAAGUUUUGAGGGAGCAUGCAAUUGGCAUGCUGACUGCAGGAAUGUCCACCAGAGCUGUUGCCAGAGAAUGUACUGUUAAUUUCUCUACCAUAAGCUGCCUCCAACGUUGUUUUAGAGAAUUUGGCAGUACCUCCAACCGGAUUCACAACCACAGACCAUGUUUAUGGCGAGCGGUUUGCUGAUGUCAACGUUGUGAACAGACUGUCCCAUGGUGGUGGUGGUGGUGGGGUUAUGGUAUGGGCAGGCAUAAGCUACGGACAACGAACACAAUUGCAAGGUAUCUGUGACCAACAAAUGCAUAUCUGUAUUCCUAGUCAUGUGAAAUCUAUAGAUUAGGGCCUAAUUAAUUUAUUUCAAUUGAUUGAUUUCCUCAUAUGAACUGUAACUCAGUAAAAUCUUUAAAAUUGUUGCAUGUUGCGUUUAUAUUUUUGUUCAGUAUACAUGUAAUUUUGUCUUUGAAACAUUUAAUUGAAAUACUGUAGAGUUCCAUUCAUUCCUAUGGAGGACUGCUCCUUCUGGGAGCGCCAAUAUGGCCGACCGGUGGCUUCAAAGCCUCUCAUUGGACAACACAUAGAAUCAUCAAUCCAGGGUUUAUAUCAGUGUUGUAGUACAACACAUUGAGUGUCUCGGUCUUGUCUUGGUGUCAGAUACAUUUUUUCUCGGUCUUGGACAGUGAGGACUCGUAAUUUCAGACCAGCUGAGUAAAAAGCCCAUCAUUAUUAGCUUCCAUUCAUUCAGUCAGCGCAUAAAAGCGCUUUGCCAGGCCAAAUAUAUAUACUCCUUUCUUGAAACAAUAUCUUGUCACCUAUUGAAACCUGGGAUUCCUACCUUACUUGUAACAUUACUGUCCUUUACUUUCAUUGAAAAAUAUCCUCAAAGUUUGUCUGAAUUUCCUUGAGUGGGGUAAAUUGUUGGAAAGUUGCAUGCUUACUAUUAGUAAGUGGAGACGGGGAAAUUCUAAUGGUCUUUAUAUCUAUAGUAGACAUGUUUGCGCAGUGGCGAACCUAUUGGACACCUAGGCCUUCAGUGUGUGACAGGCUCGUGAUGCUGAAAGGACAGCAACCAUAAUACCAGUGCACUCAUGUAGGAGAGUGCAGUUUUGUAAAACACAAAGGGCCAGUGAUGUAGUGGAGGCUUUAUGCAGGUAUACGCCCUAUACCCACUGUCCCUUAUGAAAAAAGAUUGCAGUUAGAGUGCAGUAUAACUGCAGUUAUUCUGCAAUUACUGCGUCCAGAAUACCACAGUCGACUGCAGUUUCAAAACUGCAAUCUUUUUUUGUAAGGGGUUUUCCGUGUGCAUUGCCUAUACUCACUUCUUAAUCCCUUCUGUUGCGUAUCAAAAGUAGUGUAGUGGAGGUAUACAACUUAUUAAUUAUGUAGUACAAUAGAGAAAUAAUGCACAAAAUAGCCUACAUAAUCGCAAAGCACGUGAAAUAUAUUCACAUAUCCUAGUUUCUGCAGAAUAUAAUCUGCAGGCAGCAAGAGCGUGCAGCUCUCAACUGGUUGUUGCAUGGAGCAGCUCAAGAAAAAUGACAUCGGUAGCCGGUAGGUAGGAAAGAAAUGUCAAUUUAUGAUACCUACAAGUAAAUUCUAACUAAGGCAACAAGGUAUUGAAAAAGUUUCGUCCUUAGUCUUGGUUAGUAGGCUAUUUGCGAUGCGCUAUUCAGUCAUCAUGCGCUGUUUGCAUUAACAUUUAUAAAGGCUUUCCCUGAAAACCUUUCCAAUUAGAUUUUGACUGCCUACCUGACAAUUAUUUGCUGAUUUGUAUCAAUGGGGAUGGCAUUUGUUUUGCUCAAUUGAAUUAAAGGGCAACUACACCUUCCAUUUUUUGUAUUUUUCACAGACCUCAAAAAUGGUCUCCUGAUGUGGUUUAAGCAUUGUUGUGGACUUAGAACAUCACAUUUGUGUCGUUUUUAUUUUAUUUUAAAAAAGUGUGAUUUUGAGUGAAAAUCUGAAAAAUCUAGUGGGGCAAUUCCUUCACACAGGACCCACUUCUCCAGGCACCACUACACCACUGCAUAGGGCCGAUGGAAAGACAGCAGUCCAUGAACUCUUGACAUAAUAAGCCAGUAGGUCCCAAUCAUAAGAAUACAAAAACACAACCAUUAGGCUAAGCAUUUUUUACAACUAUUACUUACCAUUGCAAAAAAACAUUUAACCUUUAGCACACAAAGUAACCGGUGAUCUAAAGUUUAAAUGCAACAAUGUUUCACACACAAGUUAUUUUCAAAGAGAUGGCUAACAUCAGCAAGCGCGCUGCAAUAAAAAACACAGUUCCACUCACCAGAUGAUGAUCAUUUGAAACUUAACUUCAUGUUGAAAGUUAUUCUUUUAAAGGGAGAAGCUACAAAUUAGCAACAACAUCUGGCCAUUAUUAUGAGCCGUUCUCCCCUCAGCAGCCUUCACUGGUUUAUAUAGAUACUUGGUGCUACCACAGGUUUUCUACAAUGGUAGAGUUUGUUUUGCAGGCCCUGCCCAGGUGGGCGGAGUUGCACAUUUUGGACCAUUCCAUUGGCCUUUAAGUGAAAUCUCCACCCACCCAGGUAAUCGGGCCAUGCAAAACGAACUGAACUCCAACAUUGACAGCAGAUUGUGGUUAUGAAAGAAGCUUACAGUGGGGAAAAAAAGUAUUUAGUCAGCCACCAAUUGUGCAAGUUCUCCCACUUAAAAAGAUGAGAGAGGCCUGUAAUUUUCAUCAUAGGUACACGUCAACGAUGACAGACAAAUUGAGAAUUUUUUUUCCAGAAAAUCACAUUGUAGGAUUUUUAAUGAAUUUAUUUGCAAAUUAUGGUGGAAAAUAAGUAUUUGGUCACCUACAAACAAGCAAGAUUCCUGGCUCUCACAGACCUGUAACUUCUUCUUUAAGAGGCUCCUCUGUCCUCCACUCAUUACCUGUAUUAAUGACACCUGUUUGAACUUCUUAUCAGUAUAAAAGACACCUGUCCACAACCUCAAACAGUCACACUCCAAACUCCACCAUGGCCAAGACCAAAGAGCUGUCAAAGGACACCAGAAACAAAAUUGUAGACCUGCACCAGGCUGGGAAUACUGAAUCUGCAAUAGGUAAGCAGCUUGGUUUGAAGAAAUCAACUGUGGGAGCAAUUAUUAGGAAAUGGAAGACAUACAAGACCACUGAUAAUCUCCCUCGAUCUGGGGCUCCACGCAAGAUCUCACCCCGUGGGGUCAAAAUGAUCACAAGAACGGUGAGCAAAAAUCCCAGAACCACACGGGGGGACCUAGUGAAUGACCUGCAGAGAGCUGGGACCAAAGUAACAAAGCCUACCAUCAGUAACACACUACGCCGCCAGGGACUCAAAUCCUGCAGUGCCAGACGUGUCCCCCUGCUUAAGCCAGUACAUGUCCAGGCCCGUCUGAAGUUUGCUAGAGUGCAUUUGGAUGAUCCAGAAGAGGGUUGGGAGAAUGUCAUAUGGUCAGAUGAAACCAAAAUAGAACUUUUUGGUAAAAACUCAACUCGUCGUGUUUGGAGGACAAAGAAUGCUGAGUUGCAUCCAAAGAACACCAUACCUACUGUGAAGCAUGGGGGUGGAAACAUCAUGCUUUGGGGCUGUUUUUCUGCAAAGGGACCAGGACGACUGAUCCGUGUAAAGGAAAGAAUGAAUGGGGCCAUGUAUCGUGAGAUUUUGAGUGAAACCUCCGUCCAUCAGCAAGGGCAUUGAAGAUGAAACGUGGCUGGGUCUUUCAGCAUGACAAUGAUCCCAAACACACCGCCCGGGCAACGAAGGAGUGGCUUCGUAAGAAGCAUUUCAAGGUCCUGGAGUGGCCUAGCCAGUCUCCAGAUCUCAACCCCAUAGAAAAUCUUUGGAAGAAGGUUAAAAGUCCGUGUUGCCCAGCGACAGCCCCAAAACAUCACUGCUCUAGAGGAGAUCUGCAUGGAGGAAUGGGCCAAAAUACCAGCAACAGUGUGUGAAAACCUUGUGAAGACUUACAGAAAACGUUUGACCUGUGUCAUUGCCAACAAAGGGUAUAUAACAAAGUAUUGAGAAACUUUUGUUAUUGACCAAAUACUUAUUUUCCACCAUAAUUUGCAAAUAAAUUCAUAAAAAAUCCUACAAUGUGAUUUUCUGGAUUUUUUUUCCUCAUUUUGUCUGUCAUAGUUGACGUGUACCUAUGAUGAAAAUUACAGGCCUCUCUCAUCUUUUUAAGUGGGAGAACUUGCACAAUUGGUGGCUGACUAAAUACUUUUUGCCCCCACUGUAUGUCAUGUGUUCUAAUACCAUUUGUUUUGUCCUAGUGGUGAUGGCCUGGGAGAUGGACAGCUCACAUGGACCAGGGUCACCCCAAAGAGUUCUGCCCAAAAAUGAACAUUCCGAGGUGGAACUGGUCUCCAGAGGUCGGGAGUCCCUCCCUACUUCAUGUGUCAAACAGGAGCGGACAGAAAUAUUUGUUACGAACCCUGAGCCUCAGAGGCCACCGCACAUCAAAGAGGAGGAGUAUGAGACCACAGUCACGCCCAUUUUACUACCUACCAAACAGGAGAGCGAAGACAAGGAGAUUCCUGACUCUAAACCAAUGAAACUUGAGCUUCAUGAUCCAUCCAGCCAAUCAUGCACAGACCAAGAGGAGGAGAAAGCAGAGCUGAAGAAGUCUGGAGGAGUGUCACAUCCAAAGUAUUCCGGUCUCCCUAAGCUUCAGGCCCCCUCUCAGCCCUCGGCAGCUGCAGGCUCCAGUCCUGUGUGUAGGGAGGAAGGUGAGACAGAACCAGAGAUACAGGAGGACCAGGGCCCUGGAGACUGGCUAGCCCCCAUGGAGGACGACGAGGCCCUGGGUGAGUCCCAGCGUCGACUGGGAUUUGAGUCCGCCAGCCACUCCCUUUCUGCCAUGCUGGGCUCCGACUCUGAGUCAGACAACAAGGAGGGGGAAGAGGACCCCACCUGGGCCCCUGCCGACCCCCAGACCCUCCAGGACGACCCAGACGCCGACAUCCCCGCUCUUCGAGAGGCGUCCCCACUGCGGCACAGGAAAAGAACAUCAUCGUCACAAGGUCGAGGCAAAAGAGGUAGAGGUGGUGUCUCCUCGUCUCUGGAACCCAAAAAGAAGCCCAAAAACUUUUCCUGCCAGGAGUGCGGGAAGGCCUUCAUAUCCCGCCGUGACCGGGAGAGACACAUUCGCACUCAUAGCGGGGAGAAGCCGUUCCCCUGCCCCAGAUGCGACAAACGCUUCAACGACAGUGGGAACAUGCGUAAACACAUGCUGAUCCACUCGGGGGAAAGGCCCCACCUCUGUCCAGACUGCGGCAGGGGGUUCUCAGAGAGGGGGAAUCUCAGCAGGCACAGGGCCCACAUCCACGGCAGUAUGCCCAAGUCCGAAUGUGAAGACUGUGGGAAGACCUACAUAGAGAAAGGAGGUCUGGACCGCCACAUCAGAUCUGGAGCCUGCUCUGCAACAAAAAAAGCAUGA
Molecule: messenger RNA, 6359 nt
Organism: Coregonus sp. 'balchen'
Lineage: Eukaryota; Metazoa; Chordata; Actinopteri; Salmoniformes; Salmonidae
Source: the annotation of a GenBank genome assembly